Lineus longissimus is the source of this 1271-nucleotide messenger RNA. RefSeq names its product transmembrane protein 50B-like. Lineage: Eukaryota; Metazoa; Nemertea; Pilidiophora; Heteronemertea; Lineidae. The transcript has 7 exons. The record is from RefSeq and is a predicted model, not a curated record. The coding region runs from base 128 to 607 and encodes 159 amino acids. Gene Ontology annotation, biological process: late endosome to vacuole transport via multivesicular body sorting pathway; protein targeting to vacuole.
UGGUGCACAGCUACUUCAAGUACCAUACUAAUUUCACUUUAAGAGUUUAUCGUUGUACAAAAAUAUCAUUUUAUUCGGUCUGUUCAUCCGAAUUCACCUGAGAACUUGAGAAGUUGAUGCUACGAACAUGUCUGGUUGCCUUGACAAUGCCCAGCUUCCCGAUUGUGAAUGCAUCCAAGUUGGAGAGAAGAGGAAUGCUAUAGCUGCUGUUGUGGCAGGUAUAAUGUUCUUUGUUGGAUGGUGGAUUAAUAUUGAUGCAGCGGCAGCAUACCCUGACCAAAAGGACUUCCAUCAUGCAUGUCAAACAUGUGGGGUGGUCGCAACAGUGGCGUUAUUCAUAAUAAAUUCUGUAUCAAAUGGUCAAGUUCGUGGUGAUGCUUAUACAACUGGAUGCAUGGGCCAGACUGGUGCCCGAGUUUGGCUGUUCACAGGAUUUCUACUUGGCUUUGGUGCACUGAUAGCUGCCUCAUGGAUUCUCUUUGGACUCUAUGUUGUCCCUAAUGACAAACCAACAUGGCCAGGAAUUGCUGUUUUCCUACAGAAUGCACUGAUUUUCUUCAGUUCCCUUGUGUUCAAAUUUGGACGAACAGAAGAUCUCUGGGGCUAAGACAGCAGGGAGCAGUUGUCAUGAUCAAAGUUGUAAAUAUUUUUGUAUAUGAUUAAUGAUAUGAAUCAGUGUAGGCCUACUUAUUGUUGUAUUUAUGUUGUAUUUAUUCGAAACUGUAACUGUAAAUUUUGUACUAGCAUUUCACUUGCAUGUAAGGAUUCAAAACCAAGUAAGCGUCGAAAAGCCUUUUCUCAAACAAGGGAUCCCCGCUUGUUGGAGAGAUAAUUUUGUAUCCGCACCUAUAGAGCUGCCAACCCACAUUCUAUUUUGUCAUAUUACAUGUAUAAUAUUAUGGUAUGGUGUCAACCCUUUUGCUAAAUGGGAAAGGAAAGUGGAACUUGUCAUUUCAGCCAAGCGCAGCAGUCCUUUCAAAAUCAAGGCUGGCUGAUAUGGGUUCUCUGGACUUAUGCAGCUCUGCUCAUAUGAUGACAUCUAAGUAUGACAUUGUUUGAGUUUCUUUUCCAUCAAUGGAAUCUCAGUUAAAGCUAUUGUACAUGAAAAUCAGAAAGUACAUAUUUUCUUUUGGCAUUGUGUAUUUUUUUUGUUAGCCAGUGACAUUAUACUCAUCUGUCCAAAUCAAUGCUACUGGGUGAUUCAGAAAAGAGUGCCCAAAUGGUCUAUUCAAUUUGAAAACAUCUCGUCUCCAAUAAAACGCUUAAAAUAA